CUAGAAUUAUGUAGAGCAUAGGCAGUUGAGCAAAGACUGCAGGUAUACAUUUGCUCAUUUGAGAAUCCGGUUGACAAGUAGUUGAACAGACCUGAAACACUGGACAAAGAUAUGGCGGGAAACGGUACUUCAAAACCAGCAGCCCCAGCCCCAGCCCCAGCCGCAGCUCCACCUAAAGUUUUUGACAAACCAUGGAGGAACACACCUUGGGGUGGAAGAGAUCAGUUGUUGGAGGACCUGAAGGCAUAUGUUCCACGUAACCCUGGCAUAGAACAUGUUAGGAUUCUGCUAAGUGGACCAAUCGGAGCGGGCAAAUCAAGCUUCAUCAACUCCAUCAACAAUGUCUUUCAGAAUAAAAUGACAAUGAAAGCCCAGGUUGAUUCUGCUAUGGCUGAUAAAAGCUUCACCACAACAUACACAACACACAAAAUUGAGAAUCGAAAAACUGGAUCUUAUUACCCAUUUGUCUUCAAUGAUGUCAUGGGUUUUGAGAAACCGAAUGGCAAAGGAGUGCAUGAAGAUGACCUUAAGAAAGCACUGACAGGACAUGUGAAAGAGGGUCACAAGUUCAAUCCGAGUCAUUCAUUGACCGAGGGCGAUUUGGGCUACAAUAAGUCCCCCAGUCCAAGUGACAGAGCCCACUGCCUGGUCAAUCUGAUUCCAGCAGAUAAGAUUGCUCUCAUGGAUGAUGAGGUCAUCAAGAAGAUGAGGGCCAUUAGAUUAGUGGCCAGUGAUUUGGGAAUUCCCCAAGUGGUCAUCCUCACCAGGGUUGAUAUAGCUUGUCCAUUGGUGAAAGAAAACUUAAGAAAUAUGUAUCUAAGCAAGUAUAUCAAGGAGAUGAUGGAGAAAUGCAGUAUAAAGCUGGGCGUCCCAGUGAACUGCAUCUUUCCUGUGAGGAACUACCACGAGGAAAUCGAAUUGGACGAAGACAUGGAUGUGCUGUUAUUUAGAGCACUGAAGCAGAUGGUCGACUUUGGAGACGAUUUCCUAAAGGAGAUGGAACAAUCUUAAACAAGACUUGUGCCUAAGCUAUCGACACCAUCUGUGUGAAGCAUGCCCGACAUAGAAUAACAGAGAUUGUGGUCUCAGCCAUAUUUAAAAAUGGCAAAUACAGCUCCCCAUUGAUAUAGUGAGAUAGUUAUUAUUACGGCGCAUUUCAUUCUAAUAAUAAUAAUACAGCAUCAUCAUCUAAAUGUUGAUAAUACGAUCUGUGUUCUCCAUUGAUGUCUGUUUAUCUGAGUUUGAUUGGUUAUAUAUAUAUAUAUAUCAAACAUUAUUUUAACAUUUCUACAAACUUCAAAGUGUUUCCUAUCCAAUGGUACCAAUUAUAUGCAAAUCUUGGCUUCUGGCCCUGAGUAACAGGCAGUUUACAGAAAUUCAGAAAAAAUACCCUAGCCUGAGUAAGAUAUUUGUGCUCUAUUGAUGUCUGUUUUGAGCUGAGUUUGAUUAUACCUAUAAAUUCCUAGAGGUGCA
This is a messenger RNA of Oncorhynchus mykiss (rainbow trout), 1473 nucleotides long. RefSeq names its product interferon-induced protein 44. The record is from RefSeq and is a predicted model, not a curated record. Gene Ontology annotation, biological process: immune response. NCBI's taxonomy places the organism in Eukaryota, Metazoa, Chordata, Actinopteri, Salmoniformes, Salmonidae.